CCAGUGCCUCCUGUUAGAGCAGAAAGGAGAGUCAACCUUGUGAAGAUGAUGAAGAUCUUCGGUGUUCUCCUAGUGGCCGGCCUCGUAUCCCUUUCUGUUUACUAUUUCAUAAAAUUAAAUCACAAGGAUCAAGAGCUGGAGGAGUUAAGAAAUCCAAGUUACAUCUUGACCAGUAAGUACAGCGCUCUGUCUGAGGAUCAGGCUACCCUGCAGUCCGAAGACGAAAGAAACAACAGUGAACUGCAGGAAAGUCGAGAUAUGCUGAAGGCCGAAAGGAAAAGAAAGUACAGUGAACUGCAGUCAAAGUACGUAACUCUGAAUGAGAAACUUGAUGAAGUGACCAAGGAGUUCAGUGUUCUGAAGGAAAUCUACUGUGAUGGUACAAACACGUCUCCCGAUAACACUUGCUCUCUAUGUAAACCAGGCUGGGUCCUCUUCAGUUCCAAGUGUUACUUCAUCUCCACUAAUAAACUGACCUGGAAGGAGAGCCGUGAUUGGUGCGAGACAAGACGUGGACGACUAGUGAAUAUAGAAAGUUCUGACCUGCAGGACUUUCUAAAAAGUAAAGAUGAAGGUGAUCAUUGGAUUGGCGGAUACAACAUCAGUAAAGAAAACAAAUCUACCAAGAUGGGCGCUGAACCUGUGAAGUCCAAGAGAGCCAGCGAUGACGACAAAGAAGAGUGUUUGAGAUAAACGUGCAGUUGACCAAGGUGUAUAACUACAACUGUGGAGAGACAUCACGAUGGAUCUGUGAGUCCGCUGUGUUUCCUCUUCGUAUUUAAACUUCUAUCAAGAGUUCCAGUCACCUGCCAGAGCCGCUGUCUUCAGGAGUCGUAAGGAUCACUUCAUCAGUAAAUCACAGAGCUGCUAGUCUGAGCCGAGUCCAGACGUUCACGUCACUUUGUCAUGUAGGUGACAGAGGUAGUGAGUGACAACAUACUCUACAUACAGGACUGGGGGAAAUGAAAGCUGCCAUCUUAUUGUAAUGUCAGUGUUGGUCUGUGACUUCUUCUCAGUUCUCACUAAAUAGACCCCCGGACCCUGAACUGCACAUGGUGGUUAUAGAUAACUGAUGAAAUGAUAAAGCUUCAUUUACAUAUGAGAAGAAAUGCACAGUUCUGAGUUUUAUAAAACUAUUUUAUAUUUGUGUAACAAGCAACACAUUCAAGUCCUUUCAGCAUUUAGUAAAAUGAAGAUACGUCACCAACCUGUGUGUGUCUUGAGUGACGUGAUAAAGUAUUUACCCCCUUCCUAGUAUGUUCUGUUUUUACAUAUUUUACACAAUGCAUGACCUCUGACCUUUAGAAAUAUGAAAUAUUAGAAAAAGGAGACCUGAGGAAAGACACAAUAGAGUUUUUAAAUCACUGCUUUCUUUAUUCAAUGAACAAAGUUAUUAAUCCAACACCUCAGUGACCGAUGUGAAGGUGUCAUUGCAGAUCAGAGUCUCAGUGAAC
Molecule: messenger RNA, 1454 nt
Organism: Polypterus senegalus (gray bichir)
Lineage: Eukaryota; Metazoa; Chordata; Cladistia; Polypteriformes; Polypteridae
Product: low affinity immunoglobulin epsilon Fc receptor-like
Exons: 5
Coding region: 46-693 (215 amino acids)
Source: RefSeq, a predicted model, not a curated record